Molecule: messenger RNA, 897 nt
Organism: Cladophialophora yegresii CBS 114405
Lineage: Eukaryota; Fungi; Ascomycota; Eurotiomycetes; Chaetothyriales; Herpotrichiellaceae
Exons: 2
Coding region: 1-897 (298 amino acids)
Cellular component (GO): cytoplasm
Molecular function (GO): kinase activity; ATP binding
Source: RefSeq, a predicted model, not a curated record
AUGGAAUCUCACGUACAACGCCUUGUCGAUCAGACAUGGGGCAAGUUUCAGAAGUGUGAUGGCUCACAACGCCUCUUGAUCGCCAUCUCUGGGAUUCCAGGGUCAGGGAAAACUACUCUCGCCGCCUCCGUCUGUGCUGGACUCAACAAGGCAUACCACACACACUACCAUGAGAAAUACCCCAAUAGUCCAGACCGUUCGCAACCAGAUAUCGCCUUCGUCGUCCCGCUCGACGGCUAUCACUUAACUCGCAAACAACUCUCCGAAAUGCCCAAUGCCGAAGAAGCGGUCUUCAGACGUGGCGCGGCAUUCACGUUCGACCCGCACAGCUAUCUGGAUAUGGUCGAGAAAGUCCGGAGACCCAUUGAACCGGAGUCGCGCACGAUCUUUGCCCCCAGCUUCGACCAUGCAGUCAAAGAUCCCGUCGCAAACGACAUUUCCAUCCCGCCUACCGCGCGGAUUGUCAUAUUCGAGGGCCUCUACACAGCUCUGGACGAGGACGGAUGGCGUGACGCCCAUGCCCUCAUGGAUGAGACCUGGUUCGUCGAUGCAGACAUCCAAACUGCCACCGAGCGAGUGGCGAAACGGAACUACGCCGCCGGGAUCUCAAGUUCUUAUGAGGAAAGUCUCGACAGGACCGAGAAAAGCGACAUGCGGAAUGCGAGGGAGGUUCUGGAGAAGAGGCUCCCCGUGCAGGAGAUUGUGCCCAGUGUGGAGGACGAGAGCUGGAAGAGCGAGGAGGUCGACAACAUGGAGAAGAACUUGAGGCAGCUGGAGGAUAACGGCAUCGAAGUCGAUGCUGAUGACGAUGAGGAGGAUGGCGCAGAUCUCAGAAAGCAGAGGAUGAGCAGAAUGGAUAGCAUUGCGUUGCUGGCGGCGGACGGGGUGGGCAUGUGA